CGCUAAAAGCAUUUCGCUUAUUUUUUUGGCAGAUUUGUGAAAACAUUUAGAAAUUUUGUAUCAAAGCAAACAUAAAGUGUUUUUUUAAUAGAGCUUAGCUUAGUUUUUGUAGUCAAUAAAAUGUGGUGUGUGUAAAAGUGUAGAAAAAAAGAAAAAUAACACAAAAAUGGAUGCCGUUGUUUUGCAUUCGGACAUUGCGCGUCUUGUGCUAGGCUAUUUAAAAAGACAAAAGUUGGAAAGUACAUCGCGGCUAUUUUGUAAGACAUCACCACAUCUCAAGCAUGAAUUUACAGUAUAUCGGAGCGGUUUUACGCCACACAGCUUUUGUCCGGAUUUGGAGGAUAUUAUAUGUGAAUAUGUAAAUAUCAAACAUAUUGUCGAUCGUUUUGUGUCUUCAUUGACGAGUAGUCAACGUUUUGAACUUUUCGAACUCAAGCUUCCGGAGAAAGUCAAGUUAUUGUUGGAGCGUAGUUUGGCUACAAAUUCGAAAACACAGCAAUCCGAAAAUUCCACGCAUAAUAAAAAUGUUACAAAAAACAAUUCAAAUGCCAGCAGUAACAUAAAUUCAGAUAAAGAGAACACAGCGAACAAACAUCCUAAACAAAAAAGAAAACGUGAUGCAGUAGCAUACUCUUCUGAUGAGCGCCUAAGUCCUUUCUUCUUAAGCAGCAAAAACAUAAAACGGCGACGCAUUUUAGAACCGUUUUGCUUCAUAAGCACGAAACAACAAAAUUUACAACGUCAACGCCAAACUGCACAAACACCUUCAACAAGCGGCGAUCAAACAGAGCAGACAGAUGAUGAAAAUGAAGAGGACACUCUCGACGAAGAUAGUAAUGAACCGGAAAAUGAAGAAGAAAAUGGGCUGCAUCAUAAUGAAACGGACUUGUCACUACUGGAAAAACCGACAAAAGAAUCAACGCCGCACAGUAAAUCGGCUAAUGGAAAAUUUUCAACACCAUCUGUGCCGGAACUAUCGCAAGCAAUAUUGGACAAUCCACAAUUUCAAAUGAAAUUAGUAGAUAAUAUUAAUCAAGCGCUCAAUAACUCGAAAUGCGGUGAAACACGGGCAGAAGUUAGUAAUCCCACAGCGUCCACUUCAAAAAUGUCAGUUAAUGAGAAUAAUCUCUCCGAGGAGCAGCAAAUUAUCACUUCUAAUGAAAUGUUGGAUCAGAUGGUCAAGGACAUUUUGAAAGCUACUGAGCAGGACCCGGCUUUCGAUGCAAUUGUCGAAAAUGUUGUUGGUGCAUCCAUACAGCCGACAAACGCCUCAGCCGGUGUACAAUGUAAUAUCAAUGCUGCAGAAACCGCGCCACAACAGCAACUAAUUAGUAUGCCGGCGGAGUUCGACCACCAACAACAGCAACAGCAGCAACAAUUUACAUUUGUACAACAACAUCAGCAAGCACAAUUAACACUACCAACUUUAUCGACAAUAUCACAACAACCAACAGAUUCCAGUACAGCUCCGCGGACACCCCUAAUCAUACGUACGGCUAUAUCGGCAUCGAAUACUUCACUGAAUAGCGGUGCUGGCGAUGCGCAAAUUUUGUCUACGCUCACAGCAAAUAAUUCCUUUGGUUCCUUGAUCGAUCCGAACUUUUCGAUAUCAAAGUUGAUCGUAUUAAAUUCGAAUGAUAGUGCACAAAAGGAGGCACCGGGUGGUGAACAGAUCAUUGGAAAUAUCACCGCUGACAAUUUAAUCAAUCAUUUGACGAAUGUCGGCGAUGCGACUGGGGAUGAGCAGCAGGUUUUCAUCGAUAACGCAACCGGUCAAUUUGUACUUCUUGCCGACGAGGGUAUAUUGGCAAAUUUUCCAUUUCUUCUCAACGGUGAAGGUAUAAUACAACAAAUUCAACCGGCGCCUGCAGGCCAACAGCCACAAAACACAGUUAUCGUGUCCAGUGCGCAGAAAGUAAAUGCGGCCGAAGAAAACGAAAUCGAAGGCAAAAUAGUGCCAUGCACCGCAUGUAAAAAACCACAAGAUGCUACGGUUCCCACCUCGCUGCAAUCUCGUACAACAGCAGAUAGUGAGACACCCAGUGGAAGUGGUAUAGUGAAUAUGAAAGCUUUUAAAAGCUUGUCAACACCACGCAAACGCACCUCACAUGUGCGCACGUUAUCAUUCUCACCGAAGACAACGGCUGGAAGUCAAGCUGCGCAGAAAUCAAGCUUGCGUCCUAAUCCUAUCGCAGAGGAGUGCGAAGAGUUGGCCAAUUCGGCUCAUAUACCGGAGCGACCCAUCAUAAAAAAUGUGGAAAUUCUGCCAGCUCUAGGCGGGCCCAUCGACGCUAGCGCAAAUGAAAGCAGCAAUAGCUGUAGCGUCCCGCCUUUAUUCGUCACCGAAGAAAGUAGCAAUCAGACUGUCAUAAAAACCGAGUUAUCACUACGAGAGACCGGUGUAGUGGAGAAAACGGACAAAAUAGACAAUAAAAUAAAAUCUGCUGUAAGUGGCCUGAAUGCAGAUACACCGAAACGCAAACAGGUCCGCAAAACCGCGGUACGCGCAUGCAAACGUCAACUUUCGAAAUCUUCGGAUGAAUCUGAAACCAAGCCAGCGCCUACAACCGAAGUGGAACAAAAUGAAGAAUCGGAAAAAAGCGCGUCUCUAAGCGAGCCACCGGCCGGAGAGCAACGAGUAGAAAAUGUAAAAGAUGACAAAAUGAUGGAGGAAUGGUUGCGCUUGCGUAAUGCUUCCAAUCGUGAUCUCGACUCGCGUUUGCGUCAGAUUAAUGCCGAGCAACACGCCGUAUUGCCGAAAUCGGUGCGCAGAGAUAAAAAUACGUCGGUGAAACGGCGUAGUUUGCGGCGAAAAAGACAGACAAUCUCUAAGCGCAUGCGCAAAAAGGCGCGGCAGGAGGCGCACACAAAAGCACUGCUCGCGGAGAGUGAAGCGGACGCGUCAAUCGUUGAGGAUGAGCCUAAGGAAGUUGUGAAACCCGAUAUAAGAAUCGUGGAAAAGUCGAAACGCGGCAAGUGUACAAUCGAGAGCCGACGCGUGAGCAAAGAUCGCAACAGCAAAGAAUUCAAUAUAAAAAUUCCAACACCGCAAAAGGACAAACGCGAAACGCUAACAAAAACGAAAAGCGAAAGCGUAGAGAGCGCCAGCACCGACAAAACUGCGACAAAUGAUGAUGCAGUCGAUGGUACAGCAUAUGCGGAGCCUGCAACGCAAACUGCAGACAACACAAGCGUGCAUGUAUCGGAAGAGCACAAAGAGCAGGAGCGCGAUCGUCGUACAGCAAAUAUUGCUUGUCUGCUGGAUACACCCUUUAAAGCGCCAACGUUAAUGGAUGCAAUCCCGCCUACACCGGGAAAACCGGUACCCUCCCUAGACACGCCUGCCGCCAAGCUACGCACUGUUGAUGGCGAUAUGCAACUUUCGACCUCAUAUCUAUUUGGUUCGCUGACAAAAAGCGAAUUAGAUACCCCACAAUUGAGUGCAAUAACGCCCGGUUUGCGCUUUACACCAUUCGGCUCCAGUCGGGAUGUGACACCACGUAGUGGAACAGCACCAACGGAUUAUUCCUCCGGUGGUUCGUACUAUAAACCGGAUGAAUCGGAAGAUUUAGAUCGCAAUUUUGAAAAACUUUUAAGAGAUUCAGCGCAAAAGCAACGACAAGAAGAGGAGGAGCGAGCAAAACUGCUGGAACAGCAUUUAAAUGCAGAGGAGGUGAAAAGUGCGCUCUUUGAAGAACCAAGACAAACAGUGGUUGACGAGAGGGAACAAGCGGAAGCAGAAGCUGAGAAAAUAUGUGUGGAAAUACCAGCUGAGAAACUGAGAGUCGAACCCAUAGUACUGAAACGCGUUAAAUCAUUUGGCGCUGAAGGCACAGAGAGCACCGAAGCGACCUCAAAUAUCGACCCCCAUUAUACGCUCGUUUCAGAUUUGCCUGAAAUUUGUGCGGAAGGUGAGUCGUCCGAUUCCUCCAGCACAGCUUCUACUUCUACGUCCUCAUCUUCAUCGAACAGUUCCACAAGUAGCUCGAGUUCUUCAACGAAUUCCAGUAGCACAACGGACGAGGAGGAGUCAGCAACGCAUGAAAAGGAAACGCCGACCAAAAAUGCUAACCUGUCUUUAUCGCUAGAUAAUCUCUCAACAAUUAGUAGUACAGAAGAUGAAGAGUGGCAGAAGUUAGCUGUCACAGAGGAAGAGAAUUCACAGUUGGUAAGCAAUGAUGGGGAAGUACGUUACCCGGUACGUAGUUGGCUAACGCCGAGCAAAGUCGAUCCGCAAGCAGCAGUCGAGACCCACGAGCAAGCGCCAGCGACUACUAUUAAGGUAACAGUACCAUUGAAAUCGGCCGAGAAAAAGAAUCGCUUGGAGGACGAUUUGCAGCAAAAACGUGAACGCAUGAUGGAGAAGCUGAAGCAAGAUGCCAAUCAGCGGCGUGUUAAACAACCGAUAGCUACAACAACACCAUCAGUUAGCAAGAGCGCUGCGCUGAUUGCGAGCCGCAAGCUUGUGGCGAUGAGAGAGAAAGCCAAAAUUCUACCGGCGAAAGCGACUAUGUUGCCAACUAAUUUAGAGGUAAGUCAAGUCAAACUCGCUGUGGAAGUACAGGAGAAGCGUACCAUGGAAGUACUGACAGCGCUACAGCUUUCCGCCAAGAAACAAGCUCCACAGUUCAGCUCGGAUAGUGACGCUGGCAAAGCGCGCAAACCGAUCACUGUGCCACCAAUGGCCUCGCUGGACGACAAUGCAACCACUACGCUCUUCACACAAGCGCCAACCGCUGCUGUGUACGAGUUGACAGAGAAAACCGAGCGACUGCCGUUAAAGACGCUCAUCUCGAAAGUGAAAGCAAAGCAAAGGCAGUGCGAACAAAUUGAAGCGCUGCCGGCUUUGAAACGCUCACGUACCACAAGGGUGGGACGCAAGAAAAUUGUACGCAAACCGCUCGGCUUCAAGGGCACCAACGCGCCCGAAACUGUUUUCGAACCCGAUCAAUUGGAGGAAGUGAAAACACCGCAUAAAGCAAUGACGAAAAGCGUGGCGGAGCAGGAAGGUAGUGGUGGAAAAGAUGCUGUUGUUAGUCCUGUACCGAGGAUAAGAAUAAAAACACCGACAGGGUUAACUGCCGACAGACCCAGCGCAUUACGUGUUUCGCCGCGUUUGCUUGGCAACAAAAAGGGUAGAUUGAAGGAUGGUAAUGCGGACGAGAAAGAAGAUGGCAAAGAAGAUACAUCGGAGGAAGCCGUAGUAAGCGGCAAAUCCAAGAAACCACUAAAUGCUGCGAAGUCCAAGGCGGCAACCACGGCUAAAAGGUUGUUAGCGACUGUUACCAAAAAGUCACCUGUACGUACUAGAAUGACGAAAAGCAAAAGAACGGCGCCGACCGAAGUAUUACAAGCAAAAAUAAUAUUGGAAGAGCAAAAGCAAGACGAGGAUAAGGUUAGAGACGAACAACCAAGUGAGAAGCAAAAGUCUGCAGGUGAGGAGAUAUUACCAGUUGAGCAUGCGAAAUCUGACAAGUCUGACAGUAGCGAAAAAGUUGAAAAAACCAAAUCCGAAAAGAAAAAAUAUACUGAGAAAAAGGAAAAGGAGUCAAAACAGUUGGAUAAACCAACGAAGGCAUCCAAAAAGGACAAAGAAGCUGAAAAAAUUAAACAAACAGAUAGGCCCACGUCAGCUGAAACGAAGUCCGGAAAACACCCGGUGACAGACACAACUGUUACGGCACAGAAAAGAAAGUCCAAAGAUAACAUAGAAACUGUAGAUGAUAAAGAAGACAUGACGAAACAAAAAACUGAAGCGACAUCCAGCAGCAAAAUUAUUGACGAUGCGAGCAUAACAAAUGAAAAUACCAAAACACAAGACGCUACUAAAGAAAUACAGACACGAAAAGAUACCAGAUGUGAAGGACACGAAUCAAAUGUUGACCCACUUGAUGAAAAUAUACAAGAUCAAGCAAUUGAGAAGAAAAAAUUGACGAAAGAGAAUGAAGCUGCAGAGAUCGCGCCAAAACCGGAAGCCUUGCCAACAUCAACCACAAAUAUGGAGACUGAAACUGCUGACACUGCCGAAACCUCCGAAGAAGAUCCAUUAGAGCAUUGCGAACUAACGUCUGUUACGGAUGAGGAUCCGGUACGCUUUAUAUCAGUUACCUAUGACGGUCCCGAUGGUGCGCCAGCAAAUCCCUUGCCACGACGAGAUUUUACAAACUUCAAAAUGGUCGUUGCCUUCGAUGAGGAGGAGAAACACAUUUGGCGCAUCAGCAACGAAAUGGUUUUGUUCAGUGCAUCGCCCGCAUCACAACAAAUACGUAACAUUCCGAAGAAACGUAAAGUGCGAAUAAAUACAUGCGGCAGCAGUGAUAAUGAUAACAUCACCACUGUAGGUGUAGUACAUAGUACGACAACAACAUCACGGCAAGCAACCAAUGCGACUGUUAAGAGCAGUGAAGAGCGCAAUCAAAGGGAGAACAGUUCGAAUGAAGCCAAACCAGUAGCAACGUCUACACCCAUCUCUGCGCCAGCCACGAGCAGUACAGAAGAACCACGAAGGCGGACGACCAGAAUAACAAGAAAUGCUGUCGCUGGUACGGAAGUGGCGAGUGGUUCUGCGUCGGCGCCACCAGCAGAAGUAGCAGCGACGAGCUCUGCUGGUCCUACAGAUGUUCUCGAAAUAGAUGACAUUGAAUCGCUACUUUCGCGUUUGCAUGGGAAAGAGAACUAAUGAAUUUACGAUUUCAGUAUAUACUUAAUACGUUAACUUAAGCUUUUACCAAAAUAUGCUUUAAGUGCAUUGGUAAAAAAUAUGCAGCAAAGAAUUAGUAUUCGCAAUAAUAGUUAACCCGAUUUAAGUUUUAUUUUUAAGUAUUAUGCAAUAUUGCACUUUAAUUUCGAUAAUAUUGUAUAAGUACGUUCAAGAGGUGUUGCUUGUGGCUGCGAGUGAAAAUACAUAUAUCGGAACCAAUAAGGAAGAAAAACAAAAUUUAGAAAGAAAUACUCCUCGGUUUAAAGUUAUUACUUUUAUGUGUACUAUUAUGGAAUCUUUAAUCUUCUUUAAGGAGAUAUUUUUAUUUUAAGCAAAUGUCAAAAAUAGACUACGGCGUGCACAAAAUCAAAAAAUAAAUGGUUCGUCAUAAAUAA
Messenger RNA from Bactrocera tryoni, 7095 nucleotides. RefSeq names its product serine-rich adhesin for platelets (gene mxc). Bases 167 to 6679 code for a protein of 2170 amino acids. Gene Ontology annotation, molecular function: protein binding. The record is from RefSeq and is a predicted model, not a curated record. The transcript is spliced from 9 exons. NCBI's taxonomy places the organism in Eukaryota, Metazoa, Arthropoda, Insecta, Diptera, Tephritidae.